UUAUUGAAAUUGUAACAAUUGUUCUAAUGUAAAUAUUAAUAAACUUUUCUUAGGUAUAACAUCAAGUACCAAUAAUGGAUCUAUGGUGGUUCACAAUCGUUAUGAUGAAAUUGAAGGCGGUGGCUUCUUGGCAACACCACAGCUUACUGAUAAGAAUCCUACAAUGAGCCGAAGUGUUGGAUAUUCAUAUCCCUCUUUACCACCUGGUUAUCAGAACACACAACCACCUAGUACAUCCGGAAUGCCAACCUCUUCCUUGAGCUACCCAAGUGGGCCACAGGCCUUUACCCAGAAUUCCUUAGGUGCUAAUCAUUUAACUGCAAGCAUGAGUGGAUUGAGUCUACAUCCAGAUGGGCUAAGAGUUAUUAACCUUCUUCAUGAGAGAAACAUGCUUCCGUCAACACCUUUGCAGCCUCCGGUUCCAAAUUUGCAUGAAGAUAUCCAGAGACUCAACUGUAACCCAGAGUUAUUUCGAUGUACAUUGACUAGCAUUCCUCAGACUCAGGCCUUACUAAAUAAAGCCAAACUUCCGUUAGGACUGCUGCUUCAUCCUUUCAAAGACCUAAUGCAAUUGCCUGUGGUUACCUCCAGUACAAUUGUGAGAUGCCGUUCAUGCAGGACAUACAUCAACCCUUUUGUCAGCUUUCUUGAUCAAAGGAGAUGGAAGUGUAACUUAUGUUACCAAGUCAAUGAUGUUCCUGAAGAAUUCAUGUACAACCCUUUGACCAGAGCCUAUGGAGAACCUCACAGAAGACCUGAAGUUCAAAAUGCUACAAUUGAGUUUAUGGCUCCUUCAGAAUACAUGUUACGACCACCUCAACCUCCAGUGUACCUCUUUGUGUUUGAUGUGUCUCACAAUGCAAUUGAAACUGGAUACUUGAAUUCAGUUUGCCAGAGUUUGUUAGACAAUCUGGAUUUGCUUCCUGGCAACACUAGGACAAAAAUUGGCUUCAUAACAUUUGAUAGUACAAUCCACUUCUACAGUCUUCAAGAAGGUCUCUCUCAACCUCAGAUGCUAAUAGUUUCAGAUAUUGAAGAUAUUUUUAUACCUAUGCCGGAGAACUUAUUAGUAAAUUUAAAUGAAAGUAAAGAGCUUGUCCAAGAUUUACUGAAAAGUUUGCCACAAAUGUUCGCCAAGACUCUGGAGACCCAGAGUGCCUUGGGUCCUGCACUUCAGGCUGCCUUUAAGCUGAUGUCCCCAACUGGUGGUCGAAUGUCUGUCUUUCAAACACAACUCCCAAAUCUUGGAGUAGGAGCCCUGAAACCACGAGAGGAACCCAACCAAAGGUCAUCUGCUAAGGAAAUUCACUUGACACCAUCCACUGACUUCUAUAAGAAAUUAGCUUUGGACUGUUCUGGUCAGCAGGUCGCUGUUGACUUAUUCCUUCUCAGUGGGCAGUAUUCUGAUUUGGCUUCUUUGGGUUGUAUUUCUCGGUAUUCAGCAGGUAGUGUCUAUUAUUAUCCCUCUUACCACCAUCAGCACAACCCAGUCCAAGUACAGAAAUUACAGAAGGAGCUACACAGAUACCUCACUCGGAAGAUUGGUUUUGAGGCAGUCAUGAGGAUUCGGUGCACCAAAGGUCUUUCCAUUCAUACUUUCCAUGGGAACUUCUUUGUUCGGUCAACAGACUUACUGUCUUUGCCCAAUGUAAAUCCAGAUGCUGGAUAUGCAGUACAGAUGUCAGUGGAAGAGAGUCUUACUGACACUCAGUUGGUUUCCUUUCAGUCAGCACUUUUGUAUACGUCCAGCAAAGGUGAAAGAAGAAUUCGUGUUCAUACUUUGUGUUUGCCAGUAGUUUCAAAUCUGAAUGAAGUCUUUCUCGGAGCUGAUGUUCAAGCAAUUUCAGGGCUAUUGGCCAAUAUGGCUGUUGACAGGUCUGUGACUGCCAGUCUGAGUGAUGCUCGGGAUGCCCUAGUGAAUGCCGUCAUAGACUCUCUCUCAGCUUACCGCUCUUCAGUCCUAAGUAACCACCAGCCCGGACUCAUGGUUCCCUUUUCGUUGCGGCUUUUUCCACUCUUUGUGUUGGCUCUCCUUAAACAGAAAUCAUUCCAGACUGGGACAAAUGCACGUCUAGAUGAACGCAUUUUUGCUAUGUGUCAAGUGAAAAACCAGCCCUUGGUUUACCUUAUGCUCACAACUCAUCCCAAUUUGUAUAGAGUUGACAAUCUUUCAGAUGAGGGAGCACUCAACAUCAACGAUCGAACUAUACCUCAGCCGCCUAUUCUUCAGCUUUCAGUGGAGAAGCUGAGCAGGGAUGGAGCUUUUCUCAUGGAUGCAGGCUCUGUACUGAUGCUUUGGAUUGGAAAAAAUUGUGGACAGAAUUUUCUCAGCCAAGUUCUAGGAGUUCAAAGCUAUGCAUCAAUUCCACAGACUAUGACAGACCUUCCGGACCUUGAUACCCCAGAAUCUGCCAGAACAAUAGCUUUCAUAUCUUGGCUUAGAGAACAAAGACCAUUUUUCCCAAUACUUUAUAUAAUAAGGGAUGAGAGUCCAAUGAAAGCAAAUUUCCUUCAAAACAUGGUAGAGGACAGAACAGAAUCUGCAUUUUCAUAUUAUGAAUUCCUCUUGCAUAUACAACAGCAAGUGAAUAAAUGAACCAAUGAAGAUAUUUGACUCAGUUAUUUCUAAGGAAAGUCACAAUAAUGCAGAACACCUGAGAAUGUGUAAUACCUUCCUUUCUAUUAGGUUUGUGGACUGAUGUGAUGAUUAUAUGUUCUCACUGUGAUUUCAACAAACUAUAGCAAAUAAAGGACCACAGCAGAGAAUCAAACAUGCAACUCUGAAAUACUGUAUUUUUCAAAUCAAAAUAUAUCUGCAUAUGAUUAGACACCUUUUUUCUUUGCUGCCAAUUAUGUUUGAGUUGUUACGGAUUGAAAUAAGAUGAGACAAUAUUGCAGAGGCAAAGUAAAUUUUGUAAAAUAAAGACUUCUGUGUUCCAAAUAUAUAUUUCUCUUUUUUUUUUCCUGAAUUUUUGGCUGCUACAUUUAAAACCUCACAAGACUAAGUGUUGCAGGGAAAUUAUAAAUCCGUUGAUAAUGAUCUUCCUUAAAUUAAAAAAAAAUUUUCGUAAGUAAAUAGUAUAUAGAAAGACUAGAAUCCAUUCCCCCAUACCUGUUUUUUAACUAAACUAAAACUAGAGUAAACUAACUCUGGUCUAGCUUAAGAAGAAGAAAUAACUGUCACGCUUUAAAAUCUGUCAGUAUUCUCUAUACUUGAACAAAAUCACCGUGAUUUUAAAUGAAAACUAAGUCAUUUUCUGAUUGACUGCAAAAGACUGGGACACACUAUCUUCUGCAGUGAAAUGAAUCUGAGCUGUCUUCAUUAAAUACGUGGGGACUGGCAAUGAUAAAGGGAGAUGAACCUUUGAGUGGGUUUUGUUUGUCUGCUCUGUGAAAUGUAAUAAAGGUGUUAUAAUUGGUGAAAUGAAUAUGAAUGAAAUCAAAGUAUUCUUAAAUGCUGUCUCAAAUGCAUCAGGAUCAUUUUUCUAAGGAGUUUAAUAAUUAAAUUGAAAGCCGCUCAUAAGAUGUUUAUUCUUGGAUAGUAAACCUUAUUAAAGCAUGAAUGCUGCUGUUUGAUUUGAUGGAUAUUAAGAUUACACAUAUCCAGUAUAUUGAAGUUUAAGAAAAACUUGAUUUCUGAACAUGCUCAAGAGACUGUUUUUUUGAUUCAGCCAGAUUAAUACUAUAGUCAAAACCAUUAAGUGAAUUUUGUUUACAAAUAGGUAAAUUAUACAUUUGUAUAUUUAAAGUGCUGUGAUAGAAUAUCUUAAAAGAGUUUGGCCCAGUUUUCCCAAUUCAUCUUGUCUUGUAUGAACUUCUUAAAGACGUUCAUGUGUAAUACUUGAUGAAAAGAUUUUUGUUUCUUUGUUUUAAUGGGUUAGAAAAAUGUGUUUACAAUCUUGGUCUCAUAUGAUCACCAAUACAAUAAUAACUAUCAGGUUUACAGCAAUAUGAGCUGACUUUAACUGAGUUGUUUUGGGAUAGGGAAGAAGCAAGUCCCACUAGAGUAUACACUACUGUUUAUCAGCCGGACAAGAAUAAUUGUUUGUGUUUUAUAAAGAUAUCAUCUCCCUUAAGCAGUGUUAUAGUUUAUUUUCAGUAUGCAAGUGGUACAUUGAACUGGAAAUAUUCUUGAAAGCUGCUUCAUUUAUUAGGAAGCAAUUUUCAAAGUGUAGCAAAUUAAAAUAAAUUUACAUUUUCCCUCUUUUAAAGAAACUGAGUCAUUAUUAUGCACUGAUGUUUCUUAACUAAAAUUCUCUUCUUAAUGUGAAUUUUAAAUGUUGAUAUUUGUAAGUCCUUUCUUAAUUAUUGUAAAGAAUCUUACAGAGGGAAAAGUUUGUGCUCCUAGGGACAAUAAUCUUUCUUGUGCCUCACUUUAUCCCUAAGUGGGUAUGGCUGUUGUUACUACUACAUGCUUUGUUAGUAUAUUUCACAAAUUUGCUUUUCAAAAUUUACUUUAAAAACUUAUUUUAGAUAUUGUGUAACAUGUGCAAUCUAGAAUAAUUUUAUAAUAGUCAAGUCAUAAAAAACGUAACUUUAGUUAGGAUUCACAUUUUUUUGUUCUCUGGAAAAUGAGGCAAUGAUUGAACCUUUUGGAGAUAUUGAUAAUUAAGAAUUAUUUUUUGCAAUAUUGAACAUGGUGGGAGUGUUUUUUUGUUUUUUUUUUUUGUUUUGUUUUGCAGUAGGGCACUUAUCUCAUCUUGUAUUACUUUUUUAUGUAAAGCAACUAAUAUUUACACUAUGCCAUAUUUUUUUUAUCGUAGUUGUAAAUUAUGAAAGAUCCUUGAAUUUUCUACAGAUCUACAACUACUAAAGUGACAAAGGGCAAUCUUGGUAUUUAAAUCUGAGCAUGGCAAUUAUACCAUAAAAAAGUACUCUAUUUUUCUAAUUUCUAGGAUUUUUAAAAUAACAUUUCUGUAAGUCUGACAUUAAUAUUCACUCAAGCUGUACCAUUUAUUUUAGUUUGCAUAUUUCAUUGUUUUAAUUUAAUGUAUUGUCUAAUAGACUGUUUUAUAAUAAUUAGAAUAAAAGAUUUAUUCUACUCAAAGAUGCAAAACAGCUAUUAUCUAGGGGACCACCAAAUGUGAUUUCAAGAUUUUGUUAACUAUUACAAAUAUAAUCCUUAUAUAGAAAUUUUAAUUUUGUAAAGUAGUGUAUAAUAUUGUAACAUUAAAUUCUUGUUCUCAAAUUCAAAUAUGUGUUAUCUUCAACGUGCUGUGUUAAAUCUUGUUUCUCUAAAAUGUUAGAGACAAGAUUUGUCUUCCUUUUUACAGUUUGUAAUUUUCACUGUUUUAUUCCUGUAAAAAAAAAAAAAGUCAUUUGUAACCCAUGCAGUCGUUUGAACUGUGCUAAUUUAAUCAAUUUGGCUAUUCAAUAAAGUUAAUUGAAAGAGCUUA
Molecule: messenger RNA, 5396 nt
Organism: Myotis daubentonii (Daubenton's bat)
Lineage: Eukaryota; Metazoa; Chordata; Mammalia; Chiroptera; Vespertilionidae
Gene: SEC24A
Product: SEC24 homolog A, COPII coat complex component
Exons: 20
Coding region: 83-2596 (837 amino acids)
Biological process (GO): intracellular protein transport; COPII-coated vesicle cargo loading; endoplasmic reticulum to Golgi vesicle-mediated transport
Cellular component (GO): COPII vesicle coat; endoplasmic reticulum exit site
Molecular function (GO): SNARE binding; zinc ion binding
Source: RefSeq, a predicted model, not a curated record